AUGGAUGAUAAGUAUUCCUUUGAAGGGUCUGUGCUUGCACAUGAUGAGUAUGGUAAUAAAUCAAAAUGCAGAGAAGAUGUGAAUAACGAAGCAUGUGGUGGGUUUGAAUGCAAUAUCUGUCUAGAUCCAGUUCAAGAUGCAGUGGUGACAAUCUGUGGUCAUCUCUAUUGCUGGAAAUGCAUUUACAAAUGGAUUCAUUUGGAAAGCAGCAAUGAGAAACAAUGCCCAGUUUGUAAAGCUGAGGUUUCAGAGAGAAGGUUGAUCCCUCUUUACGCGGCGGGGAGAGGAAAUGAAACCCAUCAUGAAAAACAACAACUUUGUCGUCCUAAAAUCCCUCCAAGACCUUCUUCUUGUUCUUUAUCAUCAUCUCAUCGUCCAAACCCAUGUCGACAACACAGGCAACAUAACUCUGAUCCCUUUUUAGUGGCGGGGGGAAUGAAUGGAGAAAUGAUUUAUGAGAGGAUGUUUGGGAAUUCAAUAAGUAAUCGUGAUCCAAACUCAUAUGGAAAUGGAAGAUCAAGGUACUUGGUGGAGAUAGAGAGGUCAUUGGAUAGAUUAUCCCUUUUUCUAUUCUGCUUUGUAAUUUACUGCCUUGUUUUGUUCUGA
Messenger RNA from Impatiens glandulifera, 606 nucleotides. Its product is annotated as E3 ubiquitin-protein ligase RMA1H1-like. The record is from RefSeq and is a predicted model, not a curated record. Gene Ontology annotation, biological process: ubiquitin-dependent protein catabolic process. Gene Ontology annotation, molecular function: ubiquitin protein ligase activity; ubiquitin-like protein conjugating enzyme binding; metal ion binding. The transcript has a single exon. Bases 1 to 606 code for a protein of 201 amino acids. Gene Ontology annotation, cellular component: endoplasmic reticulum. Lineage: Eukaryota; Viridiplantae; Streptophyta; Magnoliopsida; Ericales; Balsaminaceae.